AUGGAGCCGUUCUGCGCCGCUCUGGUCAGAUCCUGGAGAGGUGGCGAGAGUACUACAAUCACUUGUGUAACGAAGAGUUCUGUCAUCCUCCCAUCCCAACUGUUCCCAGCGUCGAGGGUUGGAACAGGACCCAGACGUUUGGCAAACUUCCGUGACCGUGCCUGUCUGGAAAGGAAAGGAGACAUUGCUGACUGCACUUCGUACAGGCCUAUACGGCUGCUCUGCCAUACGAUGAAGGUUUUUGAGCGUGUACCGGAAGCUCGUCUGAGGAAAAUUGUCAGCGUUUCACUCAACCAGUGCGACUUUGUGAAGGACUGCAGCACUAUAGAUGCUAUCCAUGCUGCCCGUAUCCUCCUGGAGAAACAUCGAGAGAAGAACCGCAGUGUGCUUUUCUCGAUCUCGAGUGGAAAUGUCCAUGAGGUCGCAUAG
Necator americanus (New World hookworm) is the source of this 429-nucleotide messenger RNA. RefSeq lists its product as uncharacterized. The record is from RefSeq and is a predicted model, not a curated record. The coding region runs from base 1 to 429 and encodes 142 amino acids. The transcript has a single exon. Lineage: Eukaryota; Metazoa; Nematoda; Chromadorea; Rhabditida; Ancylostomatidae.